Messenger RNA from Physella acuta, 1899 nucleotides. Its product is annotated as pyruvate kinase PKM. Gene Ontology annotation, biological process: glycolytic process. Lineage: Eukaryota; Metazoa; Mollusca; Gastropoda; Physidae. The record is from RefSeq and is a predicted model, not a curated record. Gene Ontology annotation, molecular function: magnesium ion binding; pyruvate kinase activity; potassium ion binding.
UGUGUGAUUCACGUUUCUAAGCUUGUCUCUUCCUACAGCUGACAUCAAGAAUGGCUUUAAUGUUGGCAAAGCUGGGUCCUCAGGGUGGGGGUCAGCACGGGUCAGGUCAGCCCGGGCCUGCUCGCGCCACGAUGAAGUCCACAGCUCCCGCGACGCUGCCGACAGCCGAGCAGAUGAAGGCGUACAUGGCCGAGUCCUUCCACUGCCACAACGUGGUGCUAGACAUCGACUCCAAGACCAGCAACUGCAGGCUGACACACAUCGUCUGCACGCUCGGCCCCGCCUCCAGGGAGCUGGACAUGCUGCCGAAGCUGAUGAAAGCGGGCAUGAACAUCUGCCGGCUCAACUUCUCCCACGGCUCAUACGAGUACCACGGACAGACCGUGCAGAACAUUCGGGAAGCGGCGUCACGGCUCCCUGAGGGGUCAGUCGUGGCUGUGGCUCUCGACACCAAGGGCCCGGAGAUCAGGACGGGGGUGUUGAUAGGUGGGGACACAUCGGAUGUCGACCUCGUUGCGGGCGCUAAGAUCACAGUGACCGUGAACGACGAGUACAAAGAGAAAUGUAGCCCCGAGUUCCUGUGGGUGGACUACAAGAACAUCAUCAGUGUCCUGAAGGAGGGCAGCGUCAUCUACAUCGACGACGGCCUCAUCUCGCUGCAGGUCAAUGAGAAGGGCAACGAUCACCUGCGCUGUACCAUACUCAAUGGCGGCAAGUUGGGGAGUAAAAAGGGCUGUAACCUACCCGGGACACCAAUUGACCUACCCGCGGUGUCUGGCAAAGACAAACAAGAUCUGCUCUUUGGUGUCGACCAGAAUGUCGACAUGGUGUUCGCCUCAUUCAUCCAGGACGGUGCGGGCAUACGACAGAUCCGUCAAAUACUUGGCGAGAAGGGCAAGCACAUCAAGAUCAUCGCCAAAAUUGAAAGUUUCGAGGGCAUCUACAACUUCGCCGAGAUUCUAUCCGAGUGUGACGGCGCCAUGGUAGCGAGGGGGGAUAUGGGGAUAGAGAUCCCCCCAGAGAAGGUUUUUAUCGCCCAAAAGUACAUGAUCUCAAUGUGUAACCUGGCCGGCAAGCCGGUGAUCUGUGCCACCCAGAUGCUAGAGAGCAUGACCUACAAGCCGAGGGCCACACGGGCCGAGUCCAACGACGUGGCCAACGCUGUACUCGACGGGGCGGACUGCGUCAUGCUGUCUGGGGAGUCAGCUAAAGGUCAUUACCCAGUCGAGGCUGUCUCCCACAUGGCAGCAGUGUGUCUGGAGGCCGAGUCUGUGGUCAACAGCCGUUCGAUAUUCCGAGAGUUGCGGGAACUGACGCCCAGAAACGUCGACUCGAGUCACAGCCUGGCCCUGGCCGUGGUGGCCGCGUCAUACCAGUGUAUGGCCUCAGCCAUCAUCGUGCUGUGUGAGACUGGCCGCACGGUCCAGCUCGUGUCUUCCUACAGGCCCCGCUGUCCCAUCAUCAUGGUCACAUACAACCAGAGGGCCGCUAAACACCUGCUGUUGUACAGAGCUGUGGUACCCCAUCUGAUGUCCCCUACCGGGAAAAGCUGGCCGGAUGACGUCAACACAAGGGUCAAGGCUGGGAUGGACAGAGGCGUCAGCAUGGGCGUCAUUUUUCUCAACGAUCCAGUCAUCGUGGUCAUGGGACUGGAUGUGGGCAAGGAAGAGAGCAAUUGUUUACAAAUUGUUUACAGUCGUCAGGGGCAGAGAAGGCCGUAGGUUCAGCAACUUUUCAAAUGGAUUUAUGCUUUUAAGCAUAGUUAUCUGUGUAUGUAUGUGUACAAUAUAUGUGUGUGUAUCUGUAUACAAAGUAUAUAUAUGUAUGUAAUACUUAUAUUUUUAUAUUGCCUUUGUGUGUUUUAUUUGGUCAUUUACAGACUUUUUAAAUGAAUAUUUU